AUGCUUAAGUCAGCUAAGGAUGGUGAAAUUAGCAGAGUAACAGUAAAAGGAAGUGAAAGUGGGAGGUUUGCACAAAGUUUCGAUGUAGAAUUUUGUGCAAGUUGCUGUGGUGGACACAUGUCUUGGAGAUUAGGUUUGGCAAUUAAGCCCUUCGGCAGUCGGGAGCUUCGGCAGGUGUCUGGCACCUUAGAAGAGUGUCUUCCUUUGGCAGGGAAGAAGGCAUGUUUGCCUUGA
This is a messenger RNA of Prunus armeniaca (apricot), 234 nucleotides long. Lineage: Eukaryota; Viridiplantae; Streptophyta; Magnoliopsida; Rosales; Rosaceae. The record is from the annotation of a GenBank genome assembly.